Bombina bombina (fire-bellied toad) is the source of this 943-nucleotide messenger RNA. RefSeq names its product cleavage and polyadenylation specific factor 4 like (gene CPSF4L). The transcript is spliced from 6 exons. The coding region runs from base 42 to 593 and encodes 183 amino acids. Gene Ontology annotation, molecular function: RNA binding; zinc ion binding. Lineage: Eukaryota; Metazoa; Chordata; Amphibia; Anura; Bombinatoridae. The record is from RefSeq and is a predicted model, not a curated record.
UCUGCGACUUUUUUGUUAAAGGCACAUGCAAAAAAGGUCCCAUGUGCCCAUUCCGACACCUUAGUGGUGAGAAGACAGUAGUGUGCAAGCACUGGCUGAGGGGUUUGUGCAAGAAAGGAGAUCUCUGCGAGUUUCUUCAUGAAUAUGACAUGGCCCGCAUGCCAGAAUGCUACUUCUACUCGAAAUUUGGACCUGCAUGCAAGCACCGACAUACCCGCAGGGUGAUCUGCACAAACUAUGUUGUGGGUUUCUGUCCUGAUGGCCCAUUGUGCAAAUUUGUGCACCCUAAGACAGAUAUGGUCAUGUGCACUGACCAUUCAAAGAAUUCAGUUGCCCUACAAAGAACUAUCACUUCCUCUAUGCCAAGAGACCCUGAGCUGAUACUUAAACACGAGGGGCUGAUGAUGGAUCUGCCUCAUCUCCAGCACCUGACAGUCAUUAGAAUGAUGCAUGAACGACUCAAAAAGCUACAAGAUGUGGCCUGUGGGGGUCUCAGGCCCCUGGAACAGGUUACCUGCUUUAAGUGUGGAGAGAGAGGUCACUAUGCUAACAAGUGCAACAAGAACCGGUUUGGGUGCCAGACAAGAAAGUGACAGUGCAAAGAACGUAUCUCUUUCAGCAGUUGUCCAAUAUAAGGUUUAAUAGGAAUGAGACGAAGAGCUUUAUAUUAAUGUGUAAAAGGGGGACACCAGUCUUUGUAGAAUAUUAUUACAUUGCUUAAUAUUUGGUUAAUCGUUCAUAAGAAAAUAAAUUACCAAAAUUAUUAUUACUAAUACACAGAAAUGUUCCCAGCUAAUGGUGCAGAAUUAAAUCUAUCUAUAUUAGUCAUAAAAUAUUAUGCUGAACCUGUGUUUGUUUGGUAAAGCUUCCAUUUAAAAGGAAUGUAGGAUGUCUGUAAAGCUUUGUAUAUCAAAUCUACUUGUAUAGCUUCGGAAGUAGAAAG